CCUCUGAGCAGAUGAUCCGCCGUUGAAAUGACACAGACGUUGGAGCAUCAUACAGACAGUCGUCUUGUGGUGCUGCGAGAUGGCUGUAGAACAUGCAAUGCAACUAUCUACCCCGCAAAAACUACCCUGCCUCGGCCCUGCCUAGACCCUGCUUGAAAAGGUAUGCUGCUUUGGGCUGCCUGCUUGGGCUGUCAUGUUCGCGUGCCGACGGGCUACCAUGGUUGAGAGUGGAGACGAUGCUGCUUUUCGGGCUCGUUUUAGCUUCCCUUGUCCGAUUGCGCCCAAGAUCCUCGUUAGCUCUCGAGAAGAACCGAGAUCGGAAUACAAUUACUAGUGUGAAGUAUGCCUCGUGUUCUUCAAUCAAAGCGUAUAUGGACAAGAAGUGAUUAUGUAGAUUUCAAGACAUUACAUGGCCCUGUUCGUGCCUCUAGUUGUUGGUUACGCAGGAAU
Molecule: messenger RNA, 450 nt
Organism: Cucurbitaria berberidis CBS 394.84
Lineage: Eukaryota; Fungi; Ascomycota; Dothideomycetes; Pleosporales; Cucurbitariaceae
Exons: 1
Coding region: 93-386 (97 amino acids)
Source: RefSeq, a predicted model, not a curated record